This is a messenger RNA of Actinia tenebrosa (Australian red waratah sea anemone), 1542 nucleotides long. RefSeq lists its product as uncharacterized. Gene Ontology annotation, molecular function: protein binding; serine-type endopeptidase inhibitor activity. NCBI's taxonomy places the organism in Eukaryota, Metazoa, Cnidaria, Anthozoa, Actiniaria, Actiniidae. The record is from RefSeq and is a predicted model, not a curated record.
ACAACAAACUGUCUGUCAGUUUCGGCACGAAGAAUGUCAGGACGACACGCCACCCAUUCACUUCAUUCCAAAAUGCACAAAAGAUGGAUCGUAUGAACCUCUUCAGUGUAUGGAGAGCAUAGGAGAAUGUUGGUGCGUUGAUCAAUAUGGAUAUGAAUUACCAAGAACAAGAACCUCUUCCAGCAAUAAACCAAACUGUACUUUAUUAGCAUGGCUAACUCCAUGCCAAAUACAGCGACGUCAAGCAAUGGGAAAUGAUGGUACCCCUGUGGUGGGACUAUUUGUUCCUGAGUGUAAGCCAAGCGGUGCUUACGAACCCGUUCAAUGUCACACUGACCCUGUCAGCACAGAGAAGACUUGCUGGUGUGUUAACAGCCAUGGCAUUGAGGUAGAAGAUUCCAGAAGAAGACCAGGAAUUCGUCCUUUUUGCGGAGAAAAAUCUUUGUGUGAAGAAAUCCGUAAAGAAUCAAAUGCAAAGAACUUAACCGACAAACCUCUUUUCCAAUGUCAAAAAAAUGGUCGCUUUUCACCGGUGCAGUGUUCUCAUGGAAUGUGUUGGUGCGUCAAUGAAUAUGGAAAUGAAUUCUAUGAUACCGUGACUAUGGAACCCAGAAACUGUUCAGGUCUCGGACUAACCCAGUGCCAGGUUCUUCACAAUAAAGCAAUAGCCCAAGGAAGCUCACUCAUUUCCCGGUGUGAGGUGGAUGGUAGCUAUUCACCUAUGCAGUGUAAUGUUGGACAAUGUUGGUGUGUUGACAGAUAUAACCGAGAAGUACUCGGCACUAGACGCACCGGCAUGGCUGAUUGUCGUUCCAAAGAGGAUAAUGAGAUAUGCAAGAUGCCCUUCGUUCGAGGACCAUGUGAAGCGAUGCUACGUCGAUGGUAUUUCAACAGUGCAACUAAUGCAUGUAGUGUGUUCUUGUAUGGAGGAUGUGCCGGUAAUGAGAACAAGUUUGUCAGUUAUCAAGAAUGUCAACAACAAUGUAGAGGAACCCCUUUAACAAAAUGUCAACAGGAAAAACUGGAAUUCAGGUUCGACCUCAGUACCCACAAUCCAGACUGUAACGAUCAUGAUGGCAGUUAUAAACCAUUACAGUGUCACCUCGUUACUAAAGAAUGCUGGUGUGUUAACAGUGAUGGUAUAAAAUUAGAAGGAUAUAGAUCAACCAAUGGCACCAAUCCUAUAUGUCCUAAUAAUAAUGGUAAAUCUAUAGAAAUACAAGGACUAAAGUGAUGACAAUUCCUAACGGCAUAAUAAUUCCAAUAAAUGCCGAAGAACGGAUAAGCAGAUCUUUAUAAGCAGCCGCUUGUAUAUUUUUUUAUUCUUAAUGAAUGGAUUACGGGAAUUUCAAUCUCCUUAAUAAUUAUAUUUUAUUAGGUUAGUUAUUUGAGUGUCUUUUAUCUCUGCUUUUCUAUAUUUGCCAUUCCGAGGUCGAAGAAAAAACUUGGUUUGAGCUGUCUUUCAUUGGAGUGCAUUGUCGGACUGUCCUAGUGGACAUAUUUCCAAGAUGGCGUCCAUUGCGUCAUUAAAAACUGUCAAAA